This is a messenger RNA of Drosophila innubila, 1161 nucleotides long. Its product is annotated as regucalcin. Bases 134 to 1051 code for a protein of 305 amino acids. Gene Ontology annotation, molecular function: calcium ion binding; gluconolactonase activity. The record is from RefSeq and is a predicted model, not a curated record. Lineage: Eukaryota; Metazoa; Arthropoda; Insecta; Diptera; Drosophilidae. Gene Ontology annotation, biological process: L-ascorbic acid biosynthetic process. The transcript is spliced from 3 exons.
AGGCAAAUGCCGGCUGUUGUUGCCAGAUUCCAGACUAUAAAAAGAUUCCUAGACGGCGGCAUUAACUUCAGUUCGCACACAUAGUUUGUUCGCGCAGUGUCAUUGUUGGUCAAAUCUCUCAAUAUCCUUAAAGAUGUCGUUCAAAGUGGAGCCACUACCCAAUUCGUAUGCCGGCCUAGGCGAGGGUCCCCAUUGGGAUGAGGCAAGGCAGAGCUUGUACUACGUGGAUCUUGAGGCGGGCGCACUUCUGCGCUACGAUUACAAGCAGAACAAGGUGUACAGGACACAGAUUGAGGGCGAGAAUUUGGCCAGCUUUGUGUUGCCAAUUGAGGGUAAUCCCCUGGAAUUUGCCGUCGGCUGUGGACGUCGCACCGUCAUCGUCAAUUGGGAUGGUGUUGCGCCAACAGCGAAAGUAGUGCGUACUCUGUUCGAGGUGCAGCCGGAGUUUAAGGAGAAUCGCUUGAAUGAUGCCAAGACGGAUCCACAGGGUCGUCUCUUUGGUGGCACCAUGAAAUACGUGGGCGAUGAGUUCACCCAUCGUCAUGGCGAGCUCUACAGAUGGCAGGCCGGUGACGGUGGCAAUGUGACGCUGGUGAAGAGCGAUGUUGGCAUCUCCAACGGUCUUGCCUGGGACGAGAAGGCCAAGAAGUUCUACUAUAUCGAUACCACCGAUUAUGAGGUCAAGUCGUAUGAUUACAACUUUGACACUGGUGUCGCCACAAAUCCCAAAGUGAUUUACAAUUUGCGCAAGACGAGCCCCAAGGAUCAUCUGCUGCCCGAUGGCAUGACCAUUGACACCGAGGGCAACAUCUAUGUGUGCACCUUCAAUGGUGCCACCAUCUUCAAGGUCAAUCCAAGCACUGGCAAAGUUCUCUUGGAGAUCAAGCUGCCCACUAAGCAAAUCACUUCGGUUGCUUUUGGCGGCCCCAAUCUGGACAUACUGUACGUGACCACAGCGGCCAAGUUCGAUCAGCCUGCUCCAGCUGGCACCACCUACAAGGUGACCGGUCUCAAUGCCAAGGGUUAUCCGGGCGUUAACCUCAAGAUCUAAAAUUCUAAUAUCAUAAUUAUGUCUCCACUGUUUUUUUUUCUUUCGUUAUAUUAUAUCAAAGUGCAAUUAAAUAUACUUAAAAGUUGUACAUACUUAAUGUAUGUGCGCAU